AUGGACAGGCGGCGCCCCUUCGCAGUCCUGAUCCUUGUCUAUGUCCUGCAUCGCGGACUCACGUGUGAAGCACCGACUGAUGUCAGUGAAGUCUUCGAAAAGGUCACGCACAACGUAGGCAUACGGACGUGUUCAAAACAGGACAAAAAAUGGAAAGACGGCUCAAGCGUCCUGGUCUCUGAAUGCAUCGGCGGCAACUGGACGGAACUGAACGGCGGAUGCUCAGCGUAUAAAAAUAUCCUGGAAGACCCGAGCUGCGACCCAGCGGUUCGUCCGGCCGCCCCCGAGCUCUCCGUCGUCCUGUGGGAGGCGGACGCGGCCACAGUGUACGGAUGUGGCGGCGGUGCACUCUGGGGGUCCGGAAGCUUGGCCUUGGUGGUCCAGUGUGUCGAAGCGGCGUGGACGACCAUCGACGACUUUUGCACAGUGACUCAAAAAUUUGCCAACGAGCUCGACACAGUCGCGCAUAACCAUAUAUUUUGGUAUCCCGAAAAUCAAAGGCUUAAUCCAGGAAAAUUACAAAAGGUUAUAAAUCCAAGAACCAACGCCAUUUCUUACAUUAUUUCCCCCUCUUUUUUUUACACAGUGCCUUGUCCCGAAGGUUUCGUCAGCGUUCAAGGCGGGACUUCUUGCCUCUAUUUCUCCUCCGACGCCCCUUCCCUUGGCUUCGCUGGCGCUGCUCUGAGCUGCGGAAGGAAGAACGCAUCAUUAGCAAUAAUCAGGAGUGUGGCCGACCUCAGCACUGCACGUGUGGAUACUUUCUACUACACUGCUCAUAAUUUCAGAGGUGAUCCUUCACACAUGCCAUCAGUACCCAGUGUGGCUGACGGUAUAAGCUGCUAUGCUGAUUGUCAGGUUACAUCUGAGAAAGAGUGCGUGGCAGUGGCGGGCGAUGGAACGUAUCGAGUCCAGAGCUGUACUGAUUGGAACACCCACUUCCCUACUGUCCCGACGGUUACACGGAGUAUCUUGGCCAUUGUUACAAGGUCAACCCCAGCUGGAUCUUCUGUAACGACGUCCUUGCAAGACUGUGCUAAGGAGGGAUCUGACCUUGCUUACCCAGAGAAUAUGCACACACUUCAGUUCUUAGCUGAUCUCGUGAGGGACUACGCUGGCGAGAGUAGCAGCGAAACUCUCCGAGGCUACUUGGGUGUAAACAGACUACUCGGGUGGAACGAUGACGGCAUCUUCGCCCCGGACGCCGACAUCCUCGAGUCUCUGGGCGUCUCCGGCUUCGUCUACUUCGCCAGCGUGAUGGUCGGGCCCUCGCAGAACGCCAGCUUCAACGUCAGCGCCGUCGGCCACGCGAUCCCGGAAGGAAGCUACGCCGUCUGCAAGCUUCACGGCAUUCUGGACUGUUGGCGCGACCCUCACCCAGCCACAGCCAACAUGUCUCGCACUUGGGACCAGAGCAACGAACUGAAUGCUUGGGCCAACUAUACAUGCCAAGAAGGAUUCCACGUCAGCGCCAACGCGAAUCGAGUGACGCAACACCUGCCGUGUCGAGGCCAGCUCGGUGCGUGGGGACUCGCUCCUUGGGACUGCGCUCCUGACGGCUGUUUUGACGACCCCCCUCUCUCGCCGUCGCAAGUGACCAUGACCCCCAGUCUGGAUUACCGUAGUGAAGACGGGGUUAUUCUCUAUACAUGUCCAGCAGAUAUUGCCACGCUAGACAACGUUACUGUUCAGAAUGUCACGUGUACCAGAAGAUUUCCAAAAUUUGUGUUUUUGCCUGAGACAGUACAGGAAUGUUUAGUAUGCAUAGCCGAACCUACAGUCGGCAAUGCCACAACCGACUGGGACGAGACAGCUGUUUGGUACAUCGGGGACAACGUAACUGCAACAUGUCUCGACAAGUACCAUCUGCAUGGCGAUGUUGUCAGUCAGACCAUCACCUGCACAGCCACAGGAUGGCAGAAAGUGGAGGGAUGUGUCCUGAUUCCGGCCUCCCAGUCGCUAAGUUAA
This is a messenger RNA of Penaeus monodon (black tiger shrimp), 1965 nucleotides long. RefSeq lists its product as uncharacterized. The coding region runs from base 1 to 1965 and encodes 654 amino acids. The record is from RefSeq and is a predicted model, not a curated record. Lineage: Eukaryota; Metazoa; Arthropoda; Malacostraca; Decapoda; Penaeidae. The transcript has 16 exons.